GCGGUGCAGCAGUUCGGGGACGUCCUGCUUCGCUCGUGGCUGUUCGAGCUGCCUAUAGCCGGAGCCCGAGCCGCCGGCGCGGCAGCACUGCGCGAGGCCCGCGCUGUCGGCGCCAAAUUCGCGAGGCUCGAGGGCCCCGUCGCCGUCGACGCCCUGACCCGAAACGACCGCAGCGACCUCGAGCUGGAGGAGCUCCCCAUCGUGGUGCACGCCGUCUGCCUCCCUUACGACGCCGGCUCGCUCGCCUCCGCAGACGAUGUCUCGGUGGCGCUGCGGUCGGCCCUUGGCGAGGAAUUGCCAGCAGACGCGGGCUGCGCGGAGGUCUCGCCCGCGUUCCUGGCGAGACUCCCCGAGAGUUGCGCGGUGGACGAGGUGAUCCAGUUCUUCGACUUAGCUGGCGGGUCUGCCCAGCCGGACCUGCUCGAGCUGGCCGAUCUGGCCCCGCAGCCCGACGACUGGAACGUCGGGGCGACUCGGGGCGACUCGGGGCGCAUCGGCUUCCAGCUCUCCGUCGACGGGCAGACCGAUAGGGAGAGGUGCCUCACCGCCGACGAGCACGAUGGCGAGGGCAUGGUGGACUACGAGGUCAACGCAGCCCGCGAGGCCGCCGCGCAGGAGUGGGCAG
This is a messenger RNA of Prorocentrum cordatum, 625 nucleotides long. NCBI's taxonomy places the organism in Eukaryota, Dinophyceae, Prorocentrales, Prorocentraceae. The record is from the annotation of a GenBank genome assembly.